AACGUGCCAUCAUUAAUUGAGCCCCCCUCGCUUUUGCUUGGGGGCUUUGUUCAGCUGUAAUACACUACAAAGGCUCAUGCGGGUCUCUGUGUGUGCUUGAGUCAUUUUGGUGGCUCUUCUUUUGUGAGGGUUCAGCAUCCUCCCGGUGCAGCAGCAGCAGCAGCAGCAGCCCUCCCCCUCUGCAGCCUCUCCAGCAGUAUGCCCGACGUUCAAACGGAAGCAGGCGCUACCAUUUUGAAACACAGCACCGCUUAGUAUGACCUAAAACAAGAGACACUGCGUCCACUGGAAGCGAUUUGUUCCUCUCGUGUCACUUACAAUCUGACGGCUCAUCACUUGCAAGCGUUCCAGGAUCCGGUUGCCUAGCAGCGCCAUGGACAAGAGCCACACAGUGAAGCUCUUCGUGGGUAACCUGGCAUUGGACACCACGCAGGAAGAGCUGUCGGCCAUCUUCGAACCCUACGGUCAGGUGGUCAGCUGCAGUGUGCUGCGGCAAUUCGCCUUUGUGCAUCUGCAGGGGGAGGGUGCUGCGGAGCGGGCCAUCCGGGAGCUCAAUGGACGGGAGUUUCGCGGUCGGAAUUUGGUGGUGGAGGAAUCGAGGGGGAGGCCGCUGCACUCCACCAAGGUGUUUGUGGGUAAUCUGAGUGGCAUGUGCACCACAGAAGACCUCCAGCAGCUGUUCCAGACGUUUGGGAAAGUCCUCGAAUGUGACAAAGUCAAAGGCUAUGCUUUUGUUCACAUGGAAAACAAGGAAGAUGCACUACAGGCCAUCGAAGCCCUGCACGGCACCUCCUUCAAGGGCCGGCCCCUGUCCGUAGAGCUCUCCAAGGUCCAGCCCAGCAAGCAGGCGCCGACGGGGAAGAUCCCGUGUGUAAACUGUGGGAAGCAGGGCCACUAUGCUGGAGAAUGCCCUGUGGGGAAACCUUCUCUGGAGCAGUACCAGAGUCAGGCAGCGGUCUUGGCUGCUGCCGCCGCUGCAGCCGCUGGCCUACCGCUGCAGGUCCAACAAAGCGUGCACAAUUCAGUCUACAACACCUCCACCUUUGAUCCCACUUAUGCUGCUCUCACGGGGAUUACCACCGGGACACGCACAGAUGGGAACCCGGUAAAUCCAGCUGUUUAUGGUGCCCUUGCCAGCCAGGUGUACGGUGCCAACGUUGCCAAUCAGCUUUACGGAACAGUGGCCAAUCAGGCUGCUCUCACAUCAGGGGCCACGCAGGUAUACAGCUCCAUGACACCUAAUAUUUACGGUCAGAUGGCUGCAUCUCCAGCAGCCGCCGCCGCUGCUGCUGCCGCUGCCGCUGCCUACACGACUCCGGUUUACACCCCGACGAUGGCCAACCACCCUGUCUAUCUGGCCGCGGCUCCUGGGAUAGAAAUGCCAACAGCGGCGGCCGCCGUUAAUACUGCCUACUCUGUAGCGCCUACGAUUUACAGCGCCGCCGCACCAGCCUACGCUCAGUUAAGCGCCAUGGGAGCAGCGGACCCGACUACGGCUAUCUUUGAGGCUGCCAGGCAGGCGCAUUACUUCGCCCAGGGCCAGCAGGUUGUGGCUGAGCAGCAGACGGCAGCUGCCGCCACAGCAGCAGCUGUGGCAAAGUCCGGAGAGAGGGAUCGUAGUCCACUGCGGAGGUCGGCACCUCUGCUUCCGGACCCCGUGAUGAAGCCAUUUAUGUACCAGAGGGCCAAGCCACGCCGACCCCUGCUCCCCACGCCAGCUGGUCGAGCAGCUGAAGAGGCAGUGGAAGCCGCAGAGGACCCCAUGGCCAGGUACUACGCGGAGUACUACCAGCAGCUACAGCAGUACCCACAGUUCCAGUAUGCCUACCCAUCACCGAGCACAGUGACCGCCAUCCCUGGCAUGCCGGGAAUGCAGGCCAUGCAAGCGGUCCAAGCAGUUCAGGCUGUCCCCACGAUGCAAGCCCAGCCCGUCGCCACGCUGGACGCACUCAGGCCAGUGGUCCCCGCCGCUGCGGCAGUGGCAGCCGCCAUGGCUGCGCCCAGGGUGUAUGAGCCGCCGUUGCCGCCGCCCACGCGCAAGGAGGCCAUCCUCCGCCGCCCCGAACUCUCCCUUCACACGCCUGAGCCCCCCUUCCGAUAGUCGCACACAACUCUUUGCCCGCCCCUCCCUCUUUGCCCUGAACCCCUCCCACCCUUCACCCUCCCCCACCCACCCCAAUCUCCUCUUCCAACCCCAAACUUGACCACCUUACAGCAGCUGUAUGUACGUGUGUGUGUGUGGGUGUGUGUGUGUGUCUGGGGGCUCUAAGUGUGUGGUAUUAAACUGGGGACUCCUUGGUUUAUUAACCUGCUUUAGGAGAAACUUGAUACGCCAGCCUUGGUUCAGUUUGCACGCAAACACAGUGCAGCCACCGAAAGGGAGGCUUUCAUCUGUCGCGCGGGCAUUCUUUGUGCUUCUCAGUUUUACUUUUUUAUCGUGCCAGUCUCACACUUGUGCCAGUAUUAGGCCGCCCCGCUCGGCCGUUUCAUAUAUGCCUUUAUUUCCGCAAACCCAGUUAUGAUUUUCUAAGGCCGAGACCUUCGAUAGACGACAUCAGCCAUCCUCCUUAGGCCUAGAUGAUCUGUUAGGGCAGCUAAUUUGAAACCUUUUUUGCCUUAUGUUGAAGAGUUUCAAUUUGCAAUGUAACCAGAUGGAAAGUCAGGGCGACGCUCUCGCGCGUGACGGCUGCGCUGCGUCCCGUCCGGCAGAACCAAGGUUGAGUCUUCUUUUUUUAUUUGGUUUGUUUUUUUUCGAGGGACGUUUUGUCUUGAAUGUGACGUGGGCUGCGUGUGAGCGAGUGAGAGGUGAGGGCUUGCUGACCUUGCAGCGCACAAACGCAGCAGCAAAAAAAGAAAAAAAAAACUGCGCCUUGCCGAAAAGGAAAGGAGAGAAAAAAAAGAGUAAAGCACACAUAAACGUACUGUAAUGUAUGUUUGGAUCUCCCCUUUGACUCCCCCCUUUUUUUUUUUCUGAACCCCCUCCCCUCCCCUCCCACUCCACCUUUACUCUAACUGCAGCAAUGAAAGACACUGCUUCACCUCUCCCUCUCUCGCUCUUUGUAAUUACAGCUGCCUACCUCUUACAGCAAAUUUCAAUGUCUAUUCUUUCCUAUUGUGUUCUCUUCUAUUGUCGGCAGUUCCCGCUCCUUGUAAAGGGAUAGGGUCAGCAGUUUGGAGGGGGAGGAGCCAGACAUUACCGACAGUGACUUUUUUUGUAGAUGUUCCGUAUCGAGUCCAUCAUUUUCAGAGGCCUUUUUUUAAAAUAGUGUAAAUGUGUUUUUUGUUGUUUACCUGUGACGUAAGUCAGCCUGGGAUGUGAUGAACUGUAAACGGUGGGGAAAGGAGGAAAAAAAAAUCAAUGUGUUACUACUGAGGGAGCAGUUUACAAAAGGAUCUUUUAAUCGCAUCCUGUUAGAAACCACGAUGGUAUGUGACAAGCUCAAUCAUGUGCCUAUAAAGCCUCGAGUGAAGUGCAUUAAGUGGAGGGACCUCCCAUUUUUAAGUGCUUUUGACAUUAUUUUUUAAUCAUUUCAAGGAGGGCGGGGGGAGCCCGACCUCCAGAGCUUUAGUAUCCAGAAGGCUUGGAGAGCGAGCGAAGCUUUCUCUGGGACUCCUGCGUAGGAUUUGUUUCACAGCUCUUAAAAGAAAAAGCCACAAACCGAGCCUUCACGGGUUCGUUACUUUACUAGCUGCUGGUUAAAGCAGAAACAGUGAUAGCACCAAUGAAGUGAGAGGUGGGGCAGUGUCGUCCACGUGCUUCUUUGACCCUCCGAAUACCAGACCAGCUUUAGAUUGUGACUGCAAAAAAAGGAAAAGAGAGAAAGUGUCUGUUUUAAUAUAUCUGUUGGAGCUUGUAGAACUGGACUUUUCACGAGUGGCAAAUCCCACCCGCGUAGCUCUGCAUUUCAUUAAAACAGCCACUUUCAAAGUAUUUUGCAACUGCUAUGUGACGGCGGUCUGCUGCACACGCCCUUUUACUGCCCUCCCGUUCCCCUCUCCUCCUCCCCUCCUCUCUCUCCCCCUGUGUUUUUUUUUCUUUCUUUCUUUCUUUUGUUUUUUAGCGGUUAAGUGACUUCUUUGCAUCUCACGGUGUAAUCUCUCUCUGUGUCGUAUAUACAGAACACAUACCAGUUGCAUCCUUUGUAGAACUAUGUGGUUUGCGAAAUGUCUUGUUUGCCAUGUUUGAGAUCGUAUUUUUUAGAGAAGUAUUUUAAUUUUUUUUUUGCCUUCUUUUUAAGAAAAAUAUAAAAAGUCAAAAGUUUAAAAAAAAAUCAUUCAAAAAAAAAAAUCAGCAUGCUUUUUAUUGAGAAUAUGUAUUACUAUAAACCUUAUUAUAAUAAAGAAUGUUUUGGCUGACACUAAUGUGGUAAAAGAAAGCAAAGGGUUUGGACAUUUCCCCUUCUUCUUCUUCUUGUUUAUGUUGUUCUUCUCCCACUAUCUGUUUCUCCUGUGUAAAAUGACCACCAGACCCAUUUGACUGGGGACCCAAGGGGGAGACAGGUGUAGAUGCUGGCCCAGCUUUGCUCUCUUUGGUCGGGGUAAGUGCGGGUUGGUGCUCCUUUCCUCUCUCCAGCCUCUCAAACUCAGUGCAAACCAACUCAACCGUCUCAAAGGGUUUUGGGGUUAAUUUGCAUUUGAGAAGCAUUUCAGUGAUUCAUUCUGACUCUGUAAAAUUAAAAGUUAAAACAAAAGGAUUUUUCUUGUAGAAAUGAUGUUUUGGCACAGUGAGAGCUGGGGAGAGGCACACAGAUAGAAUGGCCUGGGUGCAUUUUGAUCUGUGGAGCAGUCCUGUUUCCUUGGGCGAGGGGGGUUUGAUGGGUGUGUGUCUGGUCUGGUCUGGUCUGGUAUCUCUCCCCUGCUGUACCAAAUUCUCCCUCUCCGUGUGUCUCUGUGUCCUCUCUGCUCUCAGACCUGCAUGUGUGAUAAUCUGUAACUCUGCCGCACAAACAAACAAACAAGCCCCACGUCAGUCCAGCUCUUGACUAACUAUCUCAACUGAAAUAGGUCACUGUGCCGCCUGGAACGGCCGGGGUGCAGCCGUGCGUGAGCGUGGCGGCGUGAGCCAUGGGGACGACUUUUAGCGCGACGCCAACGCAGCGGGAACUCGUUCUCUCUCUCUCUUCACCACCAAGGUAAAUAAAAAAAGUUUUCAAAAAAAAAAAACAAACAAACCGCAACAACAGCAGCAAAAGAAAUGAUAAAGAGCACUGACUUCCCCUCUCCCAACCUGCCGCCCCUCCUUUGACUGUGCCUUGAACAAACACUCCUUCCCCACCUCCCUCCUCUCCACACUGCCAUUGCCACCUUCCUCCCCCCACCUCCCCCAGUCCGUAACUCCUCCUCUGCUGCAGUGGCAGUGCCGCGGCUACAGCCUUGGGCUUCUCCUCUGUGGGUUUGGUGGGCAGGGUUUGGGUGGGGUUAGGACCCCUGCACAGGUCUCAGUCAAGUCUUGCAAUCAGCUUUAGGAGGCGACUGGCGUGCCCUCUGUCCUGCUGGAGUGUGUGUGUCUGUGUUUGUGUGUGUGUGUGUGUGUGUGUGUGUGUGUUAAAGAGAAGGAAAGCCGUUUUUUGUUUGUUUAUUUUUCUGUGGGUGGUAUUUCAUUGAUUGGUGAGGCUUGACGCCCCCACCCCACACACCCUCCCCCUGCCCUCGCCACCGCCGUAUUCGCCGCCCUUGCCCCCUUCCCUGCCCGCCCCGGUUCCCUCCUCCUUCCCCCUCCCCUUUCUCACACCUCCUCCUCCUUAACCCCGCCCUCCCUCCUGUGCGCCUCUCCUUUCCGCCGUUCACACACAAAUACACAGCGCUUUUUUGUUUUUCUUCCCCCCCUUACUCCCGCCGCCACCGCCGCCGCCACCACCACCACCUUGGAUCUGGGUUUGUGGCUCUGGCUCGGACUCAGACUUCCCAGAACCACCCACCUAAACCCAAACUACCCACCCACCCUCCUUUUGUUACCGUAGUGGCCUGGGCGUGCCAACGGACAGUGUAUGUGUGGUGGCUCGCCGCUGGACUCAGUAACACGACACAGAGAGACUUCAGUGUUGGACGAGCCGCUUUGCUGAAACUGUUGAAUGAUGGGUUUGCGCCACACAGCUGUGGAAGGGAUCGUAACUCCCAUAAGACCUUAGCGCCAUCACAAAACGAGAUAAACCAACAGGGGGUUUGUCUUGGGUCCCUCACAGCCUGUGUGCCAAUCAGAAACGUCCUAUAAGAUCGGCCGAGCUAAUGAGGCCAGUCUGACCUGUAGAUUCUCACCAAUCUCAGGACUCCUGUAGGACUUUUCUGGUACGGCAGCUCUGUUUCUCUAAUCCUGGUGUCAGCUGGACCGGCUGGAUAUGUGCUAUGAGUGACUUGUAUGAGGUGUGGCUAUUAAAUAAUGAGACGUCACGCCGGUUUGACUCACAGAGGCUCUGUUUUGUUGUUUAACAGCCACGCCUCGUCUGCAUUCUUACCUGUUAAGACUAUUGAUGCACACACACAGUCCCGCACACACUCGCUGUAUGUCAGAUGAGUUUGUCUCGCAUUUGCUCUGACCGCUGCGAGACGGAGUCGAGACAAGCGUGGCGCUGCCUUUCUGUCCGCCUAACAAACUAAAAGGAGGUGGGGAGGAUUGAGUAACUUGUAAGGUGAGUUGGUAGUGGAAGGAUCCUUUGGCCCAAAGCUGCUCUCUAACCUCACCUUUCUGAUCUUGGAGCAUCCCAUAAUAGAGUCACUGGCCAGAACCUUACCCCAAGAAAACAUUGUCGCGCUCAGUGUCUGUGCUAAUAAUAACGAGCCCUUGAAUCUGUCUCUGUUGCUUGGAUACAAAGUGCAAAAAUCCAGUUAAACUGAUUUUUUGCAUUCACAGACUCAUUAAGUUUUUUAAUCAUCUGAGAGCACCCGUGUGGAUGCACAUAGAGGCACACAGAGGCCAGUAUUAUUUCUCUCCAAAGGACCGCUGUGUAGGAUUUAGUGUUUGAGGACUGGACGUGUAGUGCAGGAUCCAUAGUCCUACAUUAGUGCACAUUUGCCUAGAGAGAAGGAUUGUGGGUAUUCGAUCGAUGCAGAGACCAUGUGUAGAUGUGGUGAAAGACCGAAAAGCACA
Oreochromis niloticus (Nile tilapia) is the source of this 7084-nucleotide messenger RNA. It is a transcript of the gene rbm14b, whose product is annotated as RNA binding motif protein 14b. Gene Ontology annotation, molecular function: zinc ion binding; mRNA binding. The record is from RefSeq and is a predicted model, not a curated record. The coding region runs from base 374 to 2101 and encodes 575 amino acids. Gene Ontology annotation, cellular component: nucleus. NCBI's taxonomy places the organism in Eukaryota, Metazoa, Chordata, Actinopteri, Cichliformes, Cichlidae. The transcript has 5 exons.